AUGCCUCCCGUCCCUUCGCAGCACGCCGGCGCCAUGGGCCCGUCUGUCGCCGACAAGCUUAAGAUGGGUGCCAUGAUGGGUGGCACUGUCGGAGCUGUCAUGGGCUUCGUUUUCGGCUCUGUCAACAUCAUGCGCUACGGCGCAGGCCCCAACGGCAUCAUGAGAACUCUGGGACAGUACAUGGCUGGUUCCGGAGCUACCUUUGGAUUCUUCAUGUCCAUCGGCAGUGUUAUUCGAUCCGAUUCCUCCCCUAUCGCCGAAGCCGCCUACCGCAACAUGCAGCGAAGACCUGUGCUCGUCUACGGCCCCGGUUCCGACUUCGCGAAGCGCCAGCAAUAA
Molecule: messenger RNA, 339 nt
Organism: Colletotrichum karsti
Lineage: Eukaryota; Fungi; Ascomycota; Sordariomycetes; Glomerellales; Glomerellaceae
Exons: 5
Coding region: 1-339 (112 amino acids)
Biological process (GO): protein insertion into mitochondrial inner membrane; protein import into mitochondrial matrix
Cellular component (GO): TIM23 mitochondrial import inner membrane translocase complex
Source: RefSeq, a predicted model, not a curated record